AAAUUGCAAGCCCAAGGAGCUAGGAGCCAUAAGAAAACUCCCCAACCCCAGACCAAAGAUUCUCUUCUCAACUAACUACAAAUCCCUGCAUUUUUUUUUUCUCUGUCAACAAGAAAACAGAACAUGUUCUCCAAAUCCAGCAAAACAAAACCAUGGCAAAUUCCUCUUCUUUCAACAACCGCAACGCUGUAAUAACCUCAAUAUUCCUUGUCUCAUUCCUUUUAACAGUUUUCCUCUUCAACAAACGAGCUCUUGAGCCCUCUCUCUUUUUCUACAGAGAUUUCUUUCCACAAAGAGCUACUGCCCCCCUCACUUCCUCCCCCAAUUUCACCCUUCCUGACUCAGAACAACCAGUUGACUCAGCGACUAACCAACCCGUUUCUCGAAAUGAGACUAUUGAGUCCAAAACUGGUGAUGAUUCAACUAAAGUGGAGGUGUCUGCUGAAAAUGAGAAAGACAACCCAGAUGGGGAUUUUGAGUCUGGUGGGGGUUCGAGUGAUAACUCAACAAAUGUGGAGGUUUCUAGUGAAAACGAGAAGGACCCAGAUGGGAAUUUGGAGACUGGUGCGGAUUUGGAUGGUAAUGAUGAUGAUAAGUUGAUGGCGAGUUUGAAAAGUUGUGAUCUUUAUAUGGGUACUUGGGUGAAAGAUGAAGAGUAUCCGAUUUAUGAAGCUGGUUCUUGUCCUUAUGUUGAUGAGGCCUUUGAUUGCCAAGGCAAUGGAAGGAAAGAUUCUGAUUAUCUUAAAUGGCGUUGGAAGCCUUAUGAUUGUGAUCUUCCAAGGUUUAAUGCAACAGACUUCUUGACAAGAUUGAGAGGGAAGAGGCUCAUGCUAGUUGGAGACUCCAUGAAUCGAAAUCAGUUUGAAUCAAUGCUAUGUCUCCUCCGUGAAGGCCUGCCUGAUAAGAGCAAAAUGUUUGAGAUCCAUGGCAACAAGAUAACGAAGGGAAGAGGCUACUAUGUUUUCAAAUUUGUGGUGCUUGGGCAGGAUUAUGAGUGUACUGUGGAAUUUGUGAGGUCACAUUUCCUUGUGAAAGAAGGGGUGCACAUAAACGCACAAGGAAGCUCAAAUCCAACUUUAUCUAUAGAUGUAAUUGACAAGACAGCUGGCCGAUGGAAGAGGGCUGACAUUCUGGUUUUUAAUACUGGGCACUGGUGGGCUCAUGGAAAGACAGCUCGAGGGAAAAAUUACUAUAAAGAAGGUGACUAUCUCUAUCCAAAGUUUGAUGCAGUUGAGGCUUACAGAAGGGCUCUGAAGACCUGGGCAAAAUGGAUUGACCAAAAUGUGGAUCCGAAAAAGCAGUUAGUGUUCUAUCGUGGAUACUCCUCAGCCCAUUUCAGUUAUGAAUACUCAAUUAUUUAUUCCUUUCCACAUUAUUUCCAACAAGCAGAGGUGGGGACUGGGAUUCAGGAGGGACAUGCAAUGGGGAGACUGAACCAGUUUUAAGUGGGGCAAUUCUCAACAACUAUCCUGUCAAAAUGAAGAUAGUAGAGGAGGUAAUCCAGGAAAUGAAGAAUCCAGUUACACUACUAAAUGUGACAAGGUUGACCAAUUUUCGAAAGGAUGGACAUCCAUCAAUCUUUGGCAAGAACGCAACUGCAGGGAUAAAGGUUUCAACAAGGCGCCAAGACUGCAGCCAUUGGUGUGUUCCAGGCGUCCCUGAUGCAUGGAAUGAGCUGAUAUAUGCAACUUUGCUUCAACAAACAGUUUCCAAGAGUUGAAACAGCAAUCUUCGCUUCCCAUUUUAAACAGGGAAAUCUUUUUUAUAGUUUUACUUUGACUAGGUACGGAGAAUUCCAAGUUUUGUGUUGUACAAGACUUGCAAUGUGAAUUCUGGAUUUGCAAGUCAUGGAAAAAUAUUUUUUCUUACAACCAUUUAUUGGUGCAUGAUAUAUACAUACAUAUAUAUAAACAUAUAUGCAUAUGUGAAAGGUUUACUGAUGAUUCGAGAAGUUUUACCA
Messenger RNA from Populus trichocarpa (black cottonwood), 1960 nucleotides. Its product is annotated as protein trichome birefringence-like 5. Bases 153 to 1445 code for a protein of 430 amino acids. The record is from RefSeq and is a predicted model, not a curated record. Gene Ontology annotation, molecular function: O-acetyltransferase activity. Gene Ontology annotation, cellular component: Golgi apparatus. NCBI's taxonomy places the organism in Eukaryota, Viridiplantae, Streptophyta, Magnoliopsida, Malpighiales, Salicaceae. The transcript has 5 exons.